UAUUAUCUGUUGACAGUUGAGCCGAAAUGAAGCUCAAAUACUUUGUUCUAGCUAACUUAUGCUAAAGGAAGAGGUUUGUGGUGCCUUUGAUUGUAAUAAGGACAACUGUCCUAAUUUUUAAGUUGACCUUUUAAAUGAAGAGAUGGACGAAGAUGAACGGCAGAGGAAACUAGAAGCUGGGAGAGCUAAGAAAUCCUCCAAUAGGCCUCGAAGCCAGUCGCUUGCUAGCUUUCGACAGAAGCGGGCGAAAAGCAGCGGUGCGGGGCAGACGAAAAAGACGCCGAAGGGGAAGGGCCAGACUGUCUCGCAGAAUGACUGCCCGACGAAAGACUGUUGCGUAGAACCAGAAUGUCCAUCAGCCAACAGCACGGAGCUCAACAGCAACACCAGCCAUGAGAAGGAUCAGAACCCCCCCACACUGAAACAAGGCCAAUCCGAUGUAGAAGAGGUUGAUAAUGAGGACCUCACUGCCUUCACAGGCAAAGACCAGCUCAAGCUCUUACAACAGGCUGUGGAGAAACGUAAUGAGAUCAUUGCCAAACUCAGUGCCAAUCUGCAGGAGGCCCUGGCCAGCAAAGACCAGGUUCAGCUGGAGGCUCAGUCACUGGCUGGACAGAUUCAGGCGCUACAGAAACAGCUUCAGCAGACAAGUGUGGAGUUUCUGCGCAUUAAGAAUGUGUCUGCAGCUGAGGUCCCUCAUACUCAUCACCAACAGCAUCAGGAGGGGCACUGUUCCAAAGAUGCAAACUUUAAUCAUAAAGAGGCAUCAUUAGGACAGUUUGGCUGUGGCCUUGCUUCCCAGUCAAGUAUGGAGGGCUCCUGUGCAGACAGCAACACAGAUAUAGACUCUGCUUUGUCCAAACUGAGGGCUGAGCUGCAAGAUGAAAAGGAGAAAAGUCAACAUGCACAUGCUAAACUAGCAGAAGAGCGAAGGAAUCACCACAGUGUGCUCACUGUGCUUGAAGAGGAGUGUAAACAAAGGGAAGCACAACUCCAGACCCAGCUUAGUCAAGUCCAAUCCCAGUGCCUUGAGAUGCAGCAGUACAAAGAAGAAAAGGAGAGGCUGAAUACAGAAGUGCUGGAACUGAGGGAAAGGCUACUUGAGGAGGAGAAAGAUGCAGAGAGGAGAGUCCACGAGGAGGCGUCCAGCUCUGCUCUUCUUCUUCAACAACAGGAGGAGGAGAUGAAGAGGCUCAGAGAGGAGAUGGAAAUAGUCAGGCAGCUGUUAGUGGAGAGGGAAGAACAACUACAGUUCAGAGAACAAGAGGUGAUGAAACUUAAAACCUCUAAGAAUAGACAGAACCAAGCAAAGGCUGUUUUUGCUUGUGAUGACAGUAAUAGUACUGGUGAGGCCAAUCUCGAAAGUGGACCUGAUGUGGACAGCAUGAAUGUAGGGGUACCUGGAGACAUUCUGAUGGAGCGGUACUUGUCUUCAGCUCCUCCUGCAUAUUCACAGUCUUCAGUGGUCAAUGAAAGCUUUGACCAGUGCAAUCAGUGUGACCUUUCUGCAGACUGCAGUUUUGAGUUGAAUAGCGAAAUAUUAGGUGAUGCACCUUUGCUAUCAAUCUCCCAUUGUGCCCGUGAAGAAAGUGGCAGCCUACAUGACAUCUUUAACUCACCCGAGCUGCCUGUGGCAAGCACGUCCAGUCCUCACUCUUUGUCUCAGUGGCUUAAAAACAACAAUACAGGAGAAGUGGAGACAAGUAAAGAUUCAGAGCAUAUUCAGGACACACAUUUGGAAAAAGACCUGCUUUAUCAGCAGUGUCAGGAACUCCAUGAGGAGCUGGUUCUGAAGGACAGGGACUUGAAUGUCCUGAGAGAGGAAGUGACAAAGACUUCUGAAGAGCUAGAGGAAGCCAGGAGCAGGUGGGCCCAAGUAACUGAAGAGCUUAGGCAGGCUCUCUGGGAGCUUGAAGAAGAGAAAGAGAAAAGAAAACAUGUUGAGGAGGAGAUGACUUUGAAAAUUCAUGAACAGGACAACCUCAAGAACAAAUUUAGUGCUUUACUUGAAGAAAAAGAAAAGGAAAAAACAGAGGUGGUGAUAAGAGAGGAAGUGGAGCCAUCUCUGCUUCUCCCAGAAAUGCCUCCAUCAGUAGCAGAGGAGGAUAAACCACUGGGGGAGCUGAGAAAUCAGCAAGUUGCAGAGCAACUUGUGCUCCUGUCUCAUCAAAAACACGAGGAGCUGUUGGCAUCAUCUCUGCAGGACAUAAAGCAGGCUGCAGACUCAGCCAGACACAGCCCAGAGCUUAGAGAUGACAGCCAGCUGCACACAUUACAGGUCCCUUGUGAUACCCUGAUGUCAGAGCUAGAGGAGCUGAAAAUGAAACUUCAAAGUACAACUGCCUUAGUAGGUCAAAGGACUAUGGAGCUGGACACAGCAUUAAAGGAGCAUGAAAUAACCCGAUCGCAGCUCCUAAAUGUUCAGAUGGAGGUGGAGAAGAGCCAGGCCAAUCUUCACAGCACUGAACAAUUGAAGGGUGAACUAGAAUCUGACCUUCUGUGUCUAAGACAAAAUGCUGUCAACCUUGAAGAGACCCUGGCCAAGGUGAUGCAGGAGAAAGAGCAGUACAGGAGGAAAGAGAAGGAAAUGGAUGAACGUAUCAAAAAGAUGGAACAAAUCCUGGAGGAAGAACUUGAACAGUUUGAGAACCUGCUAAAAUCCAAGGAUUUGGAGUUGGCUGAAGAAAGGGAGAAAUGGGAGGUAGAAGUACAGGAGAAGGAAAAAGAGCUGUGUGAUGUGAGGCAUCUUCUGAAACAGCAGAAGAAAGAGCAAGAAGAAGAGCUUAAGGCUGUACUAGAGAGACAGGUCCAGGUGGUGGAGGAAGCCACAGAGAAACUCAAGAAGUCUUACCAACAGGACAUCAAAGAGCUGAGUGAGAAACAUCAACAAGAGAUUUCUGAGGUAAAGAGCCACUUUAAAACACAGCUGCUGGAGCAGAAAAUCACUUUGGAAGAAGAACAGAGAAGACAGAUGAACCUAAUUAAACAGGUGACUGAACGUGAGCAUGAGAGGAUGACGGCUGAGCUGAGUGCCAAACAUAAAGAGGAGUUUAGUCAGCUGAGCGCAGAGCUGAAAGAGAGCAUGGAGGCUGCACACCAAGCUGAACUUCAACAGGCACAGGCCCAAAAGGUGAUAGAGCUUGAAGCUCUGCGUCUGAGCCUGACCAGCAUCCACAUGUCCCAGCUGGAGCUCUCUCAGGUCAACCUCCAACAGCAGCAAGAGGCUGCUCUCUCUAAGAUCCAGGCCUCUGUGAACGAAACAUUUGCCCAGGAGUGUGCCCCCUUGCAGGCUCAGCAUCAGAUAGACCUGGAUCAGAUCCAACGGGAAAACAAGGGGGAGCAGAAGAUAUUGUGUGAGCUGCACCAGAAAGACAUGGAUGAGUUGAAGCAGCAGCUGGAGAGUUGUGUUACUCAGGAGAGGGCAUCCAUGGAGGAAAAACAAGCUCAACACACACAGUCUCCAGUGUCACAGUUUGAAAAAGAUGCUGAAAUCAUCCGGUCAGACCACCAGAUAUCUCUAACAGAGAUGCAGAAGAGCCUUACUAACAUGCAGACAGAACUAACAAAUACUCAAACCUCCUUAAACCAGACUAAUAAAGCUUUAACUGAGGCCCAGGCAGCUUUGUCCCAGACGCAGUCAGAGCUCCAAGAGUCACGUGAAAGGCUAGAGGAUGUCCAGAACUCCAGUAAGGAGCAGAAGCAGAAACUGGAGGAAGAGCUGAAACAGGCCUGGGCUGACAGAGAGUCUGCUGCUUGUGCUCUAGAGGAGUUGGUUUCUAGUCAUAAAGCAGUAAUGCAGGAGAAAGAGCAACAAGUGCUCCAUCUACAGGAGAAGGAGAAACAGCUGCAGCAAGAGGUGUUGCACCUACAGGAGGAGAAGGUUUUGCUGAAACAAAGCUCUGAAGAGGAAGUAGGUCAGCUGUGGACACAACUGGAGGGCAUGAGGGCCAGUCGUCAAGAGCUGGGAGAGCUGAAGGAGCAGCUGCUGGCUCGCUCAUCUCGGGUUGAUGACAUUGAGCGCCUGAAGGCCGAGUUUAAUGAACAAAAGCGGCAAAUCAAAGAGCAAAAUGAAGUUGAGCUGGAAAGCCUAAGGAGGUACUUUGAGCAGCGACUGCGAACCACUGAGGAGAGCUACAGAGAGGAGAUAGUUCUGCUGCAGCUGAAGCUGGUGGAGGACGCUUUGGAAGAGUCUGUAAUGAAAACCACAAGAGACAGUUCAUUUUCUCCAGGUCCUACUGAAGAUGGAAAAGAUAAUGUUCUCUCUGACAGUAAUGUCCAACUAGAGAACCAUGAGGAAAGGUUUGAUUCUUUACGUCACCAGCUGGAGGAGGAACACACAAAGGAGCUGGCCAGUAUUAGAACUUCUAUGGCUUUGUCCUUUAAGGAAGAGCUGCAACAGGUGCGAUCAGACCUCACAGACCACUACUAUGAAGAACUACAGGAGUUGAAGACUCGUCAUGCCCUGGAGUUAGAGCAACUCCGAGCUAAACUUUCUGAUAGUCAUUUGAAAGAACUAACCAGAAUCCGUUUAGAGGCAGCAACACAGGCUGAGAUGGAGGUUGAACAGAAGAUGUGGUGUCACACUGAGGAACUGCAGGCAAAAAUUACCUUAAUCCACAAUCUGGAGAACAGACUGUCUGCACUGAGUAAACAGCAUGAGGCAGAGAUGCAGAGCACACAGAAGAUAAAACAAGAGUUUGCUGCUGAGCUUGCUCGUCAUGGGGACACCCUGCAACAGGAGAGAGGCCAUGUGCAAGGUCAGAUGAAGAGGAUGAGAGAAGAGCUCCAACAGAAACAUGAAGCUGAGCUCUCUGCCCUUAGAGCAGAGCUAGAGAAACAAGCUGAGGAUGAGAGGACAUGUCUUGAAAAAGCACUGGAAGAAGAGAAGGAGAAGUUAAAGUCACUGCAGGCUGCACUGGACAAAAAUGACAGCCCACAGGUGCUCUUAGUGAGGCAGAACCUGGAGGAUCAGUACAACAGUGAGCUGCAAAGGGCAAAGAGCAACAUGGCAUCUGAGGUCGAAGAGCUCACUGCUCUUCUCCAAAAGCAGAAUGUGGAGCAGCUGCAGAAAGCACAACAGAGGUUUGAAGAGGAAAAAACUGUGUUGGAGCAGAAUUUGGCCCAGAAAUAUGAAAUGUCUUUGGCAGAGUUAAAAGACAAAUAUGAAACUGAGCAGGAAUAUGAUAGAAAAGCACUACUGACCAAACACUCUCAUGAGAUGGACUCACUCAAUGACAAACACAAUGCACAAGUUGAAUCACUCUGUGCCAGUCACAGACAUCAGCUUACAGCGAUGGAAGCUGAGCUCAGAUCUAAACACAGUGCUGAGCUCAUUACUUUGGAAGCAGCACUCCAUUCCAAACAAAAAUUAGACCUUCAGAGUCUGGAAGCCAUUUUUCAGGAAACCAGCCAGGCUCAGCUCGAGGCUCAAGAGGCUCAGUUAGAACAUAAACACCAGGAAGAGAAGGAUGAACUGGAAAAGAGGAUGCUGGGUAAUAUGGACACUCUGGAGGCCACAUAUCUCAAAGAAGUGCAAACUCUGCGGGAUGAAAUGAUGCAGCUUGAAGAGAGACAUCAACAAGAUCUGAGUCGGCAGAAAUCUGAGCAUCAGCAUAUAUUGGAGCGUUCCCUUGCAGAUCAACAGUUGAUCAGGGAGGAACUGAGGAAAGAGCUGGCUCAGAUGCACAUGGACAAGUUUAGUGCCAUGGCUGCUGAGCUCAACCAUGUUCACAAGACUGAGCUGUCUGCUCAAAAAGAAGCCUUAGACGCUGAACACUGCAAAGCCUUGGAGACACUUAAGAAACAGGUUUUGGAGUUGGAGCAACAACACAGUGCUGCUCUCCAAGAGCUGACGCAAACCUACAUGAUGGAGAAACAGCAGAUUGUUGAACAGCACACAUUUCAGCUUCAGGAGCUAAAGGGGAUAUCUGCACGGGAACUGGAGGCAUGUCGCAGGGAACUUGUAGAAGAGUCAUCAAGGCAACGGCAGCACUUCCUAGAGGAGGUGGAACUCCUCAAAGUUCAGUCAGAGGAGAGGGUCCAGGACAGGAUCAACCAACUGAAGACGGAGUUUGAAGAGCAGAAGGAGGCAGAGCUUGAGGAUCUAAGGCGGAGCGUUACAUCUGAACAGGAGGAGAAGGAACGCAGCUACACAGGCAAAAUGAGCCAGCUGACUGCACAGCUGCAGCAGCUGGAUGCUGUCGUGACCCAGUUGCGAGCAGAGGUUGGCUGUCUGCAGGGAGAGCUGGAAGGUAAACGUGCAGAGAUGGAGACCCUCGACACUCUACUCCAACGACGAGAGCGAGAGAUUCAGGAGGGGGGCAACCUCCUCAAGAUGCUCACUGAUGACCUGCAGACUGCUAAAGAAGAGAGAUGUCAUUUGGUCCAGGCCAACAAUAAAUUGAAGAAGGUGCUGAUUGAUGUGCUGCGCAGCACCAUUGCAACAGAGGAGCUGAUUGGCAAAAAAAUCAAUGGCCAAAACAAACUACCAACAGCUCAUCAAAAGAGUUCAACAGGGAACAAAGAUGCACAAGAUUCAGUAGCAGAUGUUUCUUUAGAGGACCUGGAGCUGACUCAUCUGCUCUGCGAGAGUCUGUUGGUUUCAGACACUCAGAUCAAUCCUGGAGGAGAGGAAGCUGCUCUGAACGCCUGCAGCAGACUGCGUCACACAGUGGACACACUGCUGGAACUGCUCAACCAGGCCAACUCGCAGCUGGAACAGACUCAUAACAUGCAUCUGUCUCUGGAGGAGAAGUUCAGUCAAGGCAGGGAAGACUCCACCCAACUCAUUGCACAGCACAAGCUCCUACUGGAGCAGCUCGACCAAGAGGCCAAGCAGAAGAGUCAACUCCAGCUGGAACUCCACAAGGCAGAGGGACUUGUAGAGGGCCAUGUGGCUGAAAAAGCAAUCCUUGAAGAGUCUCUGCAGCAGAAAGAGGCCCAAGAGGAGAGACUAGUAGAGGAACUGGAGGCCCUUAAAGCCAAGCUACUCCAGAUGCAAGGCCUUAGUGCAGAGAUGGACAGCCUCAGACAAAAGCAUCAGGAGCUCAAUGAGGAGCACAUGAUCCUCCUACGCCAGAAAGAGCAUCUCUCUACUGAUCUGGGGGAGAGAGAAAAGGCUCUGCUGGCAGAGACAGAGCGUCUGGCCCAGGACAGACUGGAUGUGCAGCGACAGGCAGAGAAGGACCACAGCACACUGUCGUUACGCCUCAGGGCUCUGGAGAGAGAACUCGAGGAGCAAGAAGCCAAAGGCCUUGAGAUGGAGCUGCACCACAAGGCCCAUGCUGAAGACCUCCACCAGCGGGUCCAAGCACUCGAGAAGCAGCUGAAACACAAUCGACAGUUUAUAGAGGAACAAGCUGUGGAGCGGGAACAUGAGAGAGAUGAGUUCCAGCAUGAGAUCCGAAUACUGGAGGCCCAGCUCAGGCAGACGGCCUACGUGGAUAACAAAGGACACAGGUUUGAAGACUUGGUUGCACAGGUGGAGAGUCUUCAAUCUAUGAUCAAAGACAAAACAGAGGAAUACACAGCCCUGCUUGCAAACAAUCAGCAAGCUCAGUCUGAUCUCAAAGAACGGAAUGAGGAGAUCGAUAAGUUAGCUGGGAGAAUCCGAGAGCUUGAACAAGCACUGCUCACCAGUGCAGAAAACAGUAGAUCUGUCAGUCAACUGGAACAAGAACUGCACAAAGCAAAGCUGAGAGAGCAGGAGCUCACACAAGACAAGCAGGCACUGGAGCAGCAGCAGCUGUCCAACAGGCUUCAGAUCUCUGCCCUGCAGUCCAAACUGGAUGAGACUAGGCAUUGCUACCAUGACAACACCCAUGACCACACUAAGGAGCUUAGGGAUGCCCUGGACACUGCUCAGCAGACUCUACAGAGUAAAGAGCAAGAGGUGGAGACACUGCUUGGCCAACUGGAAAAUGUACAGAGGGAUAUGGGCAUCAAAGAUGUUGAGCUGAAACACCUCACCCUUCAGCUGGAGCUACUUGGCAAUCAGAAUACAGCUCACAUGAAUGAACUCCAAGAACAGAUUGCUGUCCUCAAGGAAAAGGUGUCUGCCCUCACAAUUUAUGAGGAGGAAGGAGGAAAAAGAGAGGUGGAUGAUGCAGAUGAAGAGACCCUUCCCUCAGCUUUGCUUCAGGAGAAAAACCAGGAGAUCGACCACCUCAACAGUGAGAUCCAAAGGCUGGAGCAAGAGUUAGAGAGCGCCAGCGGAAACAAGACAAAGGCUUUGGAGGCUGAACUUGAGGAUUUGCACUCACAGGUAGAACAUCUCCAGUCUGAAAUUAUACGAGUUCGCCAGGACAAAUGUGAGGAAGAGGAGCGGCUUCAUGAGGUCAUCAGCACACUACAGGCUGAACUGGCUACUCUGGGUCCUAAUGUGCAUGAAGUUAGUGACUCCCAGGAUGGUGACAGCAUCAAUCCAUCACCUGCUCCGAGCCCUGAACCUCAAAACUACACAAUCCAAGAACGUGAAAGAAGAGGGAGACCACAGAGCCUGAAGCAAGAGCUCAGUCUGACUCACUCUGCCUCAUCUCGUUCCCUUCGAUCUCGUCUGAAGGCUCUUCAGAGUCAACUGGAGACCGUUGUUGCAGAGAAAGAAGGACUGGAGCGAUUACUCUUCACACAGGAGGAAGAGUACAAAGGACAUGCUGAGGAGUUUGGAAAGAAGCUCAAAGCUGAGAGGGAGAGGGCAGACGAAGUUCAGAGUCUCCUCAGCCUCAAAGAAGCUGAACUAGAGGAGGUCAAGGCUAAGGUAGAAGAAGAGAGGGAGAAAUGGGAAAGGACUGAACAGGAGAUGAAUGAAUACAAAGUUCAAGCUCAAGAAGUAGCUUCCCUACAUAAGGAAAAAACCCAGCUCAAUUCUUUGGUUGUGGAACUUCAAAACAAAGAACAAGAGAGGGUGACAGAGAUAGAGAUUCUGAAAACAAAUGAGCAGGACAUCAAAAUGGAAAUGGAAAUUGUCCGAGACAGCAGUCUGACUUUGGAGAGACAGGUCCAAGAGAUAAAGGCUGAGGUGGGACACCUGGAGGAACUGGUUGCAAAGGAAACGACAAAGGUGAAAACCUUGGAGACAGCAAAAGGAGAACUCUCUGCUGAACGUGAGGCACUGAGGAGGAGGGAGGGGCAGCUCCAGGAGGAAAUCCAAAGGCUCAAUCAGGAAGUGGUGUCAAUGAGAGGCCGUAUCCAAGAGCUCACAACUCUGCUCAGUGAGAGGGAAGCCAGUCAAGAAGAGACUCAAAAGGAGGUGCUGACUCAUGCUGAGGUAACCUUGGCAAAAGCAGACGCUGUUUUAAGACAGAAGGAUGCAGAGAUAGUCAGACUGGGGGCAGAGCAUCAAGCUCUGAGGGAGGAGCUCUCUGCUGUCAAACAACGGCUCAGUACCAGCACAGACAGAGUUGAAAAACUCCAUGAGGACACCCAGGCCAAAGAGUGUGUCUUGGCUGACCUGGAGUCUGAUAACCAGCGACUAAAGGCAGAGCUCCAAGGUUUACAGGAAGACCUGGCUGUACAACAAGAACAGCUGGCCUGUCAGAAACAAGAACUACAGCAGCUCAGACAACACUGUCAUCAUCUGGACAGACUUCCUCACCACCAAGGAUACACACUGAAAGAUUCUUCUCACAGAGCUUUUGAGGAUGCAGUAAAUGUCUCUCGAGACGAGGCCUCCCUGAGUUCUCCAGAGGUUCUGAGGAGACUGGAAUGCUCCGAAGACAGAAUACCAGAACGGCUCCACACAUCGGUCCUUGGCUCUCGUCUGUCUGAGCUCAGCACUUUGAACAGCACAGGCCUGGAUCUGCGACAGGUCAAACCUUCUCCCAGAGUCUUAAUGGAGCCACCUUGUUCCAGGACCCUCACCCCAGAACCAGCCACUCAGAGCACCCGCUCCCCAGGCUCAAUGUCCGACAACUUCUCUGUGCUCGACUCCCUGGACACUGACAAAGAGUUGGAGGGACUUGACCAAACAGCCCCUCCAUCUCCAAUCGGAUCCACCUCUUCCUUGUCAGCACCAGAAUGGGCCAGUGAUGGCUAUGGCAGCAAUGUGAGUUCAGAACUGGGUGCUCGGCUCAGAGUGGAGCUGGAACAGACAGAGAGGCUGGACGCCCAAUUUGUUGAGUACCUUCGCUGUCGAGGCAUGAACCCCACUGUUAACACAGACAGUGCCGCAGGCAGUAUGAGUUACAGUGAUGACUUGUUGUUACCUGAGCUUCAGGCACUGUUGAGGAAAGUGCAUCAGGAAAGCUGCAGAAUUCUAACUUUGUCUCAGUGUCGAGCCACUUCUUCAACUCUACCUCAUGUCUCAGAUGUGAGGGGCCUUUCGCUGAGUCACCCUCAGCAUCGUUCUGAAGAUUGCUCUACCUUCAUGGACCGUCAGGAUAAAUGCUCCUCCAACCCUCCUAUGAGCUGGCAACAAGAGAAGAGGGCACUGCAGGAAACUGUGAUUGCUCUUCGAGAGCUGCUCUGUCGAAUGGCACAGAGGCACACUCAGAUUGAUGACAGAGGGAAUGAGGACUGGCAAAGGAACCAGACUGAAACUGAAUUUCAACUGAGAACGGAACUGGAGGAGAGCCAUAAACAAAUUAAAUGUGCCCAUGACAUCCAACAGGAGCAAAAGAACAAAAUACAAACACUCAGGUUGACUGUGGAAGAGACUGAGGAGGCCUUGAGACAGGAACAAACCAGAGUACAGGUGCUUCAACAAGAACUUGAACAAAAGAUAGCUCUGAGCCACCACAAGGACAAAGAGGACGAUGAAAAAAGAAUGUCUCAACAUGUGCCAUCUGAACAACAGAGGACAGAGGUCAUGGCCCUCAAGGGUCAAGUGGAGCAGGAGAGAGUGACAUGCAGCAACCUUAGACGUGAGCUUCAGAUUGAACAGUCCCGGAGUGUUCUGCUGGAGAAACGCCUUGAAGAUACCCAGAAGGAGCUGGAGAGUGAAUUGCAACGUUCUGCACACCAGCAGGAGCUCAACUUGCGAGAGAAAAAUUGCCUUCAACGUCUCCUGGCAGAGGCAGAAUCCCGUAUAGCUGAGGUUCACUCUAAACUUGCAGAUGCUCACCGGAAGAUGGAUGAAGAGCAAGACCGCCACUCCAGACAACUAGAGGAGCUUGGCCACAGACAUGAGGCCGAUGCCGCAAGGGACAGGAAGUUCAUCUCUGAUAUGCGUGCCCAGUUAGAGCAGGAGCGAAGGCAGGGCGAGGAGCUAACUGGUGUGAUGGACAAGCUGAGGGCGGAGCUGCUGCAGAGCAAAAGGAAGUGGGAAGAGGAGGAUUGGAAGAGGAGGGAUGAGUUGCAGAGGGAGCAUGAGGCGGCAGCCCGACAGCGUGUUGUCAUGGAGACGCUGAAGGACCAGAAAGAGGAGGUGGAUCGAGCUUUAGAGGCAGAAAAAGUGCGGUCCAAACGCCAAGGGGCGGAACUGUCUGAGCUGAAGGAGAGUCUCCGACUGCUGAAGGACAAGGAGAGAGAGAGGGAGGAGCAGUGGGAGACAGAGAGGAGGAAGGGGAGGCAGGAACAGGUGGAGAGGGACAGACGACACCAGAGGACCAACAAGAAACUGUGUGAGUUGGAGAUGUUAAGGCAGCAGGACCAGCAGCGGAUGCAGGAGCUGCAGAGGACUCUGGCAGAGCUGGAACAAGAGGAGAGAAAGAUGGCUGCCCAGAGGUUGUGUGGACGCGCCGUACAGCAGCAUAAGACACCAUCAUUACAACAUCAGAGUUAUGUCCAGACUGAUGGUGCUCAGGCUGGCACCACAGAACAAAUCCAGCUGAUUCCGUUCAUGUCAGCAUCAUCUGCACUCCUAGAGAAGUUGUUAAAGGAGAACUCAGACCUAACGGAGCAGGUAACGUCACUGAGUCAGGAGAGAUCCAGCCUCAAACACAGACUCACGUGGUUGGAACAACAGCUGCAACGCACUGAGGGUGAACUCGCCAAGGUCACAGCAGAAACCGAAAACAGACCUGUCAAUGACAUCAGCAGCCACAACAAGUUUCAGCGUUUGUAUGAGCGCUACCUACGUGCUGAGAGCUUCAGGAAAGCCCUAGUGUACCAGAAACGGUAUCUGCUGUUACUGAUAGGAGGAUUCCAGGAAUGUGAGCACGUCACUCUGAGUCUCAUUGCUCGUAUGGGGGCUCAGCCAUCACCCCCCCUCUGCCCUCAGCACAGACCCCUCAGACGAUUCCGAGCUGCUGCACGUGUGGUUAUUGCCAUCUCAAGGAUGAGGUUUUUGACAAGAAAAUGGCAGAAAGCCAUUAGACGAUUGUCUUACUCUGGAACUGUCAAUGGACAUGCUCCAGGAUGUAAAGCUGACAUUUUAAGGCAACAACUGCCAAUCUCUGACUCCCUGCCAAACAGAGAUGUGGUCUCAGUUGGUGUUCCAGCUAAAUCACCUCUCAGAUUGCACAACAGAUCAUACUCCAGUUCCUCUGGGUUUACCGGAGGAACAUCUCAAGACCCAGAGCGAUCCUUGACAGAGUAUAUCCACCAUCUAGAGAAAGUCCAACAGCGGCUAGUGAGAGCCAAACCAGGUCCGUCUGUUCUCCAGUCUGACCCCAAGAAGUCCGAGCACUGAAAGAAUGACUGUCUGUGGAUUUGUCAAUAAUAGACCACGCCUUACACCAGAGUUGACAUUUCUGGAAGGGAAUAUCAUAUAUUGGUAUUUUGAAGACAUUUGCUUUUAUAAGAAAAUAAAUUAUUUUUAAAGAUUUUAUAUUUUUUCUAAUUACCUCAAUGUUUGUGUCUUGGAAACAAAUGUAUAUCAUUUUAAGUGUUUGCCACUAAAUGUUUAAAUGUUUGCUAUUUUUCUACCUUUGUACCUUAGAGCUGAUGUUCAUUGUACAUGUCCAAAUCUGUGUCAGUUUUAUACUGGAAGGUAUGAUCAGCUUAACUAGUUAAUGCAUUACUGCAUAAAGGUGAACCAUAUUUGUUUUCCCAUAUGUAUGUUUCUACCGUAAUAUCAAUAAAUAUUUAAAAAGUUUGACCACAAA
Messenger RNA from Sphaeramia orbicularis (orbiculate cardinalfish), 12983 nucleotides. RefSeq names its product pericentrin (gene pcnt). The record is from RefSeq and is a predicted model, not a curated record. The transcript is spliced from 61 exons. Gene Ontology annotation, biological process: signal transduction. The coding region runs from base 143 to 12568 and encodes 4141 amino acids. Gene Ontology annotation, molecular function: molecular adaptor activity; DNA binding. Lineage: Eukaryota; Metazoa; Chordata; Actinopteri; Kurtiformes; Apogonidae.